Molecule: messenger RNA, 867 nt
Organism: Nematocida homosporus
Lineage: Eukaryota; Fungi; Microsporidia
Product: cyclin-dependent kinase 2
Exons: 1
Coding region: 1-867 (288 amino acids)
Biological process (GO): protein phosphorylation; regulation of G2/M transition of mitotic cell cycle; G1/S transition of mitotic cell cycle
Cellular component (GO): nucleus; cyclin-dependent protein kinase holoenzyme complex; cytoplasm
Molecular function (GO): cyclin binding; cyclin-dependent protein serine/threonine kinase activity; ATP binding
Source: RefSeq, a predicted model, not a curated record
AUGUCUGAGACAUUCCAGAAGAUAGAGAAAAUAGGGGAGGGGACUUAUGGGGUAGUUUACAAGGCGCGGGAGAAGAGUUCAGGUCGGAUUGUGGCUUUAAAGAAAGUGCGGUUGAGUGAUGAUAGGGAGGGAGUGCCAGCUACUACGAUAAGAGAGAUAUCUUUACUGAAGAACUUGAAACACCCGCAUAUUAUUGCAUUAUACGAAGUGAUAUAUACGGAGAACAAGUUGUAUUUAGUCUUUGAGUAUGCGGAGAUUGAUUUGAAGAAGUACUUGGACUACUUACGGAAGGAGAGACGGAGUUUAGGUCGGGAACAAGUACGAGAUUUUGCCUACCAGUUAGUUUCGGCUUUGCAGUACUGUCAUUCAAUUGGGAUCUUGCAUCGGGAUUUGAAGCCUCAGAAUAUUUUGAUUACGGGAGAUAAGAUAAAGUUAGCUGAUUUUGGGUUGGGUAGAUUAGUAGGAGUGCCUUUGCAUACUUUGACUUGUGAAGUAGUUACUUUAUGGUACCGACCGCCGGAAAUACUUUUAGGAGCUAAACAUUAUGCCACUUCAGUAGAUGUUUGGUCUUUGGGCUGUAUUAUUGCUGAGUUUGUUCUGUUGAAGCCAUUGUUUCCUGGUGAUUCCGAGAUAGAUCAGUUGUACAAGAUCUUUCAAGUACUAGGAACUCCUAAUGAGCAAAGAUGGGAGGGAGUGACGGCCUUGAAGAACUUUCAGCCGGAAUUUCCUUUAUGGGAAGUAGCUGGAGUUGACUUACCAGAUAAGGAGUGUCAGUCACUAGUUAAUGACUUGUUGGUUUAUAAUCCGAUGGAAAGACCUUCGGCUAAAUCUAUUAUGAUGCACCCAUACUUUCAAGUAUAUCAAUAA